AUGCCGACGGCGCUUCGGGACGCAGGCUAUACGACCAUCUCCAAUGGCAAGAUCUACCACAGCAGUGCCGACAAUGUGCACUCCUGGGACGAGGUGUGUGGCCAUGACGGAGGCUCCAUAGCGGGAUAUGCCUGCGACUACAGGACUCGACCGGGGUCGAUGUGCUGCGUCUGGCCUCAUGGCAUGUCUUCCGGGAGGUCAUCUACGCAGAACCUAUCCUCUGCGAAGGGGCACACGAAGUGCCCAGACGACGCCACCUGCCAGGAGCACGAUUGGGAGAACGAGCUGGACUUUAGUCGGACGGAGAAGUUCGUCAAGUGGAUGGAGGCAAUCGAGCAGGCGAAGCUCGCCAAGGAGCCGGACGCCUCGAGCAAGUGCUUUGGUUGCGGUUGGCCCGCCUGGUCGGGGGUCGAUGCGGAUGAUCACGGCUUUUUCACGCGAGGGCUGCCUGACGGCAAGAUGACGCGUAAGGUCAUCGAAGACCUGCGGACAGCAAAAGCAAAAGGGACGCCCCACUUCAUCACCUGUGGCUUUGUCCGGCCGCACCUGCCCUUCGCUGCGCCCUACUCGUACUGGGGGAUGUACAAUCGGGACGACCUCCCAAUCGCGACCAAUCCAUGGAAUGCGGAGGGCGCGACGGCACGGGCGCUGCACUACCGGGAGUUGGGUGUGUACAACCUUGGGACGGUCCCCGUCUCGGAAGUCUCCACAGGAGAAAGGAUGCCGGAGUACAAACCGGCCCCACAAGGCCCCGACGGCCCGGCCUUGUACAGCUCCGAGUGGAACGGGGCAGCAGAGCCUCCGAAGCCCAACCUCGCCCGCGACGUGGUCUCCCGCUCGCUGGUACACGGCUACUACGCCGCCACCUCGUACGUGGACGGGCUCGUCGGCCUCGUGUUGGACGAGCUCAAGGCGCUCGACAUGUACAGUGAGACGGUAAUACUCUUCAACAGCGACCACGGCUACCACCUGGGCGAGCAUGGCACCUUUUGCAAGCACUCGCUCUACGAGCUCGCCCUCCGCGUCCCACUCAUCGUCAAGGCGCCCGGCUUUAGCGCGUCGCGCGUGCCCGCGCUCGUCGAGAACCUCGACAUCUUCCCCACGCUGCUCGACCUCGCCGGAAUCCCAGCCCUGCCGCACUUGCAGGGAAAGAGCCUCGUGCCGCUUCUGCGAUCGCCCGACGCCUUCCACAAGGAGGCGGUAUAUGCUCGCUACCGCGACGGCGACACGGUGCGCUUCCGCAGCUCCGCGCUAAGCGAGUACUGCCAGGGCAACUGCUGGAGCGCAGACAGUUGCACCAAAUCUUGCGCCCGACAAAGGGAGCAGGACAGCAUGUUUUACGACCACGCUGUCGACCCCGACGAGAACCUCAACAGGUUUAGCACGACUGGGAGCUAUGCAGCGCUCAUCUCAAACAUGUCAGCGGCCCUCGCCCGACAUCGGGCUACGAGGAUGCUAAACGAAUAG
Molecule: messenger RNA, 1467 nt
Organism: Emiliania huxleyi CCMP1516
Lineage: Eukaryota; Haptophyta; Isochrysidales; Noelaerhabdaceae
Exons: 1
Coding region: 1-1467 (488 amino acids)
Molecular function (GO): sulfuric ester hydrolase activity
Source: RefSeq, a predicted model, not a curated record